This is a messenger RNA of Styela clava, 1404 nucleotides long. RefSeq lists its product as uncharacterized. NCBI's taxonomy places the organism in Eukaryota, Metazoa, Chordata, Ascidiacea, Stolidobranchia, Styelidae. The record is from RefSeq and is a predicted model, not a curated record.
AGCAAUUUAAAUAAUAGACUUCGAUUUGUAGUUGGCGUAGAUAUGAGGUUCCUUCGCAAAACUGUACAGUUUUUGUGUUCGAGAUAGAGAGAAAUGUUAAAAAACCUCAAGACGGAAAAUUUGAAGUUACGCGAGAAACUCAAAUUAUUGCGCCAAGAAACAGACAGGUCACUAGACGAAACAGUAAUCGGAGCGUUAACAUCUUCUCCAACUUCUGAAAGAUUGAAGUUCAUUUUGGAAGACCAGGAUACCGACAUCGCAGGUACGAUGCUUUCAGAUAAAGCAAAAGUUGUCAGAGGAGAAGCUUCAAAGCGAAUAGGAGUUCUAUUACAGGACUGGCGUGAGUUUAAAGAAACAUCUGAAAAUGAACUUAGAAGACGACUCCGCACAGAACAAAAUUUAAAGGAAUUAAUUGCACGAAAAGAUAGAGAAAUGGAAGAAUUGUCUUACGAAAUUUCGUCUUACCGAUCAUUGGCACUAGAACAGAAAAACACCAUUGAAAUUCUCCUAGAAGAAAAAGAAAUUGGCGAGAAAUGUAAAGUGAAAUGUGCAGAGUUAGAAAGGUUGCUAGCGAAAGAGAGAAGAUACAACGGCGAAGUCUCCGCGGAAUUGAGGUCAAGGGAUGAUAUUUUGCGACAAAGCGCUGCGGAAAAAGAAGCGCUCCUGGCACUGAACAACGAGUUAAGGUCAGCCAAUAUUGCUCAGAAAAAAAGACUUGAAAUGUGCGAAAGAGAUGUCACAGAAACCAGUCGCGAGCUAGAAAUGCUGGAGGAUAUGGUAAAAGCUUUGCAAGAUAGGAAAUCAUUUUUAGAACCGCAUGCACCUUCGCCAUCUUCAAAAAUAUUAGGACUUUCGAAUGUGUCAGCUUCGAUGCACCGUUCUUCACCAAACGGAUCUUCAACUUCCAAAACAAUUUCUUUUCGCCCACAGUUGAAUUCCACACUUAAAGACGUGUCUGAUAGUUCACCUGCCAGAAACCGCAUCAUUCCCAUUUCACUGCAAGACGGGAAUUCGCAGCUGCGACCUACAGACAGACCCAGUACUUCGUCAACUGGAAGUAGUGCAAACGGCAGAUCAACGGACGGAUCAAAGAACACAGACGACUCUUUCACCUCAAAAAAAUCAGCCAUGUCUGCUCUGGAAUCGCUUCAGAAAGAUCACAACAAGAAGUGCAACUUUCUUGCUGAACAUAUAAAGAAACUGAAAGAAGAAAAUAAAGAAAAGGAGAGCCGACUGCGGCAACUGGAAAAUCAACCCCCGACAUAAAUAUAAUAUAUUUCGAAGUUUCGAAUAAAUAGUGUUAAUUUGGAAAUUUUUGUUGCAUUUAUUCCUAAGUGUGAUUCUAUGCUUUUACGUGUUGAUCUGAAUUUUGUCGUUGCAUAAUAACUUGAGGACGACUUGAUA